Ixodes scapularis (black-legged tick) is the source of this 590-nucleotide messenger RNA. RefSeq lists its product as uncharacterized. Gene Ontology annotation, biological process: symbiont-mediated perturbation of host defenses. The record is from RefSeq and is a predicted model, not a curated record. Gene Ontology annotation, molecular function: amine binding. NCBI's taxonomy places the organism in Eukaryota, Metazoa, Arthropoda, Arachnida, Ixodida, Ixodidae. The transcript is spliced from 5 exons. Bases 12 to 590 code for a protein of 192 amino acids.
UCGAAGUGCCGAUGAAAGAAUAUCACCCAUUCAGAACGAUGCUUUUUGCUCUGCUCGCCAUAACGACUCACCUGGUACCUCAUAGCAUUUACGCAAGCACGCAAUACCCAGAACAAAAUCCAGCGCUUCAAGAGUACCAGGAUCAAUCUUCGUUCUUUCCCCUCGAAGAGACAUGGUACGUGGCGUACAGGAACUUCGAGACGGAUCCAUUUUUCGGGGGCACGGCUACAUGUGUCAGAUUCAGGGAGACUGAUCCCGGACAAAAUGACGCUUACCCACUCAUUGUUGAGUACGAUCCAAGCUUCUCAGCUAAUCUAACAGUGACUCUCGGCUUAUCUCCGGGAUAUACACUCAAAAACGUUCUGAACUUUCAACCUCAAGGUCAGGAUAUCUCGGUGCCGGCUUACUCAGCGUACACAGACGUCAAGAAGUGCGAAAUACUCCGUCUGCCAUACGCAGGCGAUGGGGCAUGUGCUCUCUUCGUCCCCAAAAGUCAACUGGGAAAUCACGCGGUAUGCUGUGAUUUCAUCUUUGAUCUCCUCUGCGGUGCCACCCCGAAGUUCGACAUCUCCGACACCAGCUGCCCUUAG